AUGAACUCAGACUCAGACAAAGAUACCGAUGACGAAGAAACGAAUGGCAACGAACAAGAAUCCGAUGAAAAUGAUGACAUUGCAUUUAUCGCAAAACUAAAAUCAAGUCGAACAUUAGCGAGUAUUCUGAAAACGAUUGACUUCGCUGAUGAUGCAAUCUUUUGUGCUCUACCCACUGGAAUAAA
Adineta ricciae is the source of this 185-nucleotide messenger RNA. The record is from the annotation of a GenBank genome assembly. NCBI's taxonomy places the organism in Eukaryota, Metazoa, Rotifera, Eurotatoria, Adinetida, Adinetidae.